Messenger RNA from Oryzias latipes (Japanese medaka), 5184 nucleotides. It is a transcript of the gene slc16a4, whose product is annotated as solute carrier family 16 member 4. Gene Ontology annotation, biological process: monocarboxylic acid transport; transmembrane transport. Lineage: Eukaryota; Metazoa; Chordata; Actinopteri; Beloniformes; Adrianichthyidae. The record is from RefSeq and is a predicted model, not a curated record. Gene Ontology annotation, molecular function: monocarboxylic acid transmembrane transporter activity.
UUAAAUAAAUAUAUCCGAUCUCUCAGGUGUCUUCCAUGUAUUGGAAAUUACAUAUAAACAGACACCACUAAAUUUAGCAAUCAGGCUACAACACUUGGCGGUAGCUCGUCCCACACGCACCUGGGGUGUCAAAUUUAUAAACACAGAUUUGGACAAGGAUUGAGAAGCAAAUACAUCCAACUAGAGGUGGCUGACACAAAUUUGAAGCAUGAAUUGCAUUUGGUGUGAACGCAGCAUUAGGAAGAAAGUAAAGUGAGGGUUGUAUGAAAUCCACCCAUAGGUCCACCCACCUAGCAAUUAAAAAAGCCUUUAAUAUAGCACAACUAUGAGUUCUACUAAAAUAAAAUUAGCAAAAGGAAACAAAAACCUUAUCUUUAUCAUUUGUCACGAAUAGAACAAAAGAAAAGGAAAUAUACUACAAAAUAUGUUAACACCAGGCUGUACCUGUGUUUAUCAAUGGUGUAAAGUUGGACAUAUAAACAUGGGAGUUAAGAAAAUUGUUAAGAAAAAAUAUCUUAUCCUUUUCUCACUAGGUCAGAUUUUGCUUUAACAGCUCCAUAACAGUGCUCUGUUGCAUACAUCCACAAUCACCAUAGCAACACACAUUUGAAGUUUUUGAAAAAUAAACGGUUUAACAUUUUUAAAACAACCUUCACAAGUAAUUCAAAGUUUGCUGUUUUAUUUAAUUUGUACUUUUUUUGUGAAUGAUUGUUUUCCAACCAACUACAAGCUAGCCCCCAUUUUUAACCCAACAUUAAGUAAAACAUAGACUGCCAUGAAUCUGUUCAGGAAAGAUGCCAUGACCUCAAAGAAGGAGAAAGAGAAGGCAGUGCAAUAUGAGGACCCCCCGGAUGGAGGUUGGGGCUGGAUGGUUGUGCUUCACUGUUUUCUAGUGAAUGUCCUGGUGAUGGGCACGCUAAAGAGCUUUGGGAUCUUCUUUGUGGCAUUCCAAGAUGAGUUUGGAGGCUCAGCGGAAAGCAUUAGCUGGAUCGGUUCCAUCAUGUCUAGUCUGCGUCUGUCAGGAGCACCAAUCGCCUCCAUAGCCUGUGCAAAGCUGGGGACCAGAGUGACAUCAAUAUCUGGAGCUGUCCUGGUUAGCGCAGGAUUUCUCAUAAGUAUUUUUGCCAGUAGUGUGGUAUAUCUCUACAUUAGCAUGGGAUUGAUAGUAGGAAUUGGCUUUGCCCUGUUGUACCAAGCCUUCUCUGUAGUAACAGCACUGUACUUCCGAAAGAGGUUGGCCACAGCAUAUGCUAUUGGGCGCUCAGGGAUGGGCUUGACAUUUGCUCUUGCUCCAUUCACUCAGCUGCUUCUGGACCAGUAUGCAUGGCAAGGGGCAAUGUUAAUUCUUGGUGGUCUCAUGCUGAACCUCGUGGCCUCUGGGAUGCUUCUGCGACCCAUCAAUGUGAAACCUCCGGUUUCAAAUACUACCUCUUUACCAUCCCAAAAGAGCCCUGCUGUUUCCCUGAAAAGCUCAGUGGAAAAAGAAUGCUCCAAGAGCUGCCUAAGUGGUUCUGCUCAUCUAUCCAAUGGCAUUUCCAAAUCAGACUCUCUCCCAUCCUCUCCCUCACCUCAAAGAGACACUGAGAAGAAUGGGAUGGAAUUUAAUUCAGGACUAAAGGAGCAGGCAGUGAAUUCAGAAAUGACUGGACUGGUUUUUAAUGGUAUUCAAGGCAAUGAGUCCCUCCAUGAGGACAAACCUACAACUCCAGAGACUCCAUCAGAACUCAAUGGCUGCAGCAAUGGAUCCACCAGCGUUGGAUUUUCUGCAAAUGCUGUUACACCCACUGAAGUGACAGCUGAAAAGGUCAAAGUACUGGACUUCUCGUUACUAAAGGACCCGUUCUUCUGCAUCUACACUUGGUCCUUGGUCUUCAGUCAGCUGGCGUACUUCAUACCCUAUUUCCACCUGUCUGCUAGAGCUCGAACUCUGGGAAUCGACCCCAUGGAUGCUUCCUUUAUCAUCUCUGUGGCAGGUAUCACGGAGACCAUUGCACAGCUGGCCUCUGGCUGGGUGACAGACAGGAACCUGUUCCAUAAAUACCACUUCCAUAAAGCCUACCUUAUACUCUGCGGCUUGGUCAACUUGCUCUCCCCGCUGGCAACUUCCUACAUCCUGUUGAUGGUCUAUGCUGUCUUCUUCGCCAUUUUCUGCGGCGGUUACAUGGCGUUGCUUCUUCCCGUUCUGGUUGAUCUUGUCGGGUCAGAGAAACUCAAUAACUCCAUGGGCUUCUCCAUGUUCUUUGUUGGCUUGGGUUGCCUCACAGGUCCUCCUUUGGCAGGGUUCCUGUAUGACUACACUCAAACAUAUGACUGCUCUUUUUAUCUGGCGGGGCUCUGCUACCUACUCUCCUCCCUCUCGCUGUUCAUGGAGCCGUUGGCUCAGCGCUGGAAGGCCAGACAGAAACUUUCCCAGACCAAGACAGCAGAGAGCAGCUGUAAGACCAACGGCUGCUUUGCCCCUGACCACUUGCAGAAUGGUGUUGUGUAAGCAUGAACUCCAGGAAAGGCCUUGUAUCUUCAGGCAGCAUGCUUUCGACCUCUAACCUGAAUGCCUUGGACCUUGGACACUGGCUUCAAAUCAAGACCUCGAGCGCUCACUUAAGCAUCGGCCUUAAAAUAACAUAAAAACUCAUGAGGGUGUGAACUUUUUAUUAUGCUGAACCUCUAAAAAGCCAAAAUACUGUAUGUUUUCUUGUCAGAGGCACAAGCAUCAAAACUGAGGGUAAUCCCAAGCACAUAAUUUAUUGAAGAACAAAAAAAAAGUCUGCUGCCUUUUUUCUUUUCCCAAGUAUCAAUAACCAGUAAACAUGAACUCAUAGUCCAGCUUUUGAAGAUGCCACAAAAGUCAGAUUCACUCACAUUCAUGAAGAGCGAACCUCUCUGGAAGCAUUUACCUGCUUCGGCAUACCUGUACUCACUGAUGUGCACUUUGGGCCAAGCUGAGAUAACAUGUCAUUUUCUGUUGACCUUUAGCUUCCAGGUACUCAGAACACUCAUCACUCACAUCAUUGCAGCCUGUUCCUGGGACACCAUGUGUAAUCCCAACUAUGAAGCCAAAAAAGCACAGCGACAGGAAAAUGUGAUUAUGUACUAGUUUAGCUUAGUUUAACAGGUUUCUUUUUAAGUGUUAGCUUUUUCUCCUUAUAAACCUUUAUAAAAGUUCUGUUUUUAAAAAAGUCCUAAUACCUUCGUCUGUAUCUCAUAUUAGACAUGUGUGCAUUAGCUUUCUGUUUUAUGGCUUUUUUUUUAAAAGCUCGAUGCCAUUUAGAGCCCAAAAGUCAGCCUGAAAGUAUGCUAAUAGUUGAGCCUUGUUUUUCCUUCCUGACUUGAUGCAUUCACAUAAGGUAACCCUCAGGAAGACCAUCAAGCGCAAACUGAUGCUUCACUACAACGUUCGUCCCUUAUUUUUAAACUGAAAUUUAAACUGCUCCCAUUUUAUAUAUAGACCAGGAGUACUCGACACUAAAUUUGCUCCUCAAAUGGUGAUUGAACUACUUAGACUAAAAACACAGCUGUCAGUUCUUGCAUAAGAGUACUCUAUAAAACCUCUUACCACCUUAGCCAUUCAGUUUGACAGCUUUAACCUGCAUUGCUAGUUUAAAAUAGUUGACUCUGAGGUUGCACGCCAGCCUACGUUAGGCUUUUAGUGCUUCCUAGGUCAACUGUUGGCUGUUUAGCCUCUCUUCAUGUCUUACAUCUCCUCUCUUCAUCUUACAUUUCAUGUUAAAUUUUAUUUAAUGUAGUUUUUUUCUUCUCAGUUCCAUUGAGGUAUUUCAACAAUAUUCUGCACAAACGAGAGCAACACACUUAUCUGUAAAAACUUUUGUCUUUUAAAUACGAUGGGUAACAACUUGAAAUUUGUCUUUUUGUCAUGUUGGUUAUAAAGUACUUUUACAUGAAUAGCAGAAAUUGUUUUUUAAGUGCAGCACCUAGAAACAUGUCCAAUCCUCAGUCAUAGCUCCUCAUCUGUUUUCUGCAAGUGCUCAAGAAAGAUUUUCCUCUAAUUUAUGCGCACAAAUCAGGAGCCCGAAAGCCCUUUUCCUCUUAAAGUUUCAUACAUUUUUCAAUCCCAGUGGAGCUGAGGGAAGAUAUAACCAAUGAACUCCGCUGUACAUUUAUGUUUUCUAUAAUAAUGUGGGAUCUUGUUCUUUUUAUAUACAUAUUUGACCAAUUAAGAUGGAUGAAUUGCUGACUAUAAACCCCCAACUGGAAUUUUACACAAUAAUACUCAGACCAUUUGGUGCCUGCAGGAAGCCAAUUUAUGGGAAUGCAAAUGUACGCUUUUGUUCUGUUCAUACAUGGGAAUUUUUUAUCGGUUUUUGUGUUCAUGGUGGGUUUUUUGUUAUUCCACAACUGCCUUAUAAGGUCAUGUAUCAUCUAUAAAACUUUCUCUGAAAUGACAGCCAAAGAUCACAUUAAGACAACUACUGUUUGUUAGUUUAUAAAACCCUUUGGAUGGGAUGGAUUAAAUUAGCAUAUUUUCUAUCAGACUUGAAAACAGCCUCAGCAUGUGUUUUGUUCUGCUGCCCCCUUGUGGCAAAAGAAGAGUCCUACUCUAAGAAUGUCAUCUCAAUUAGUGACAAAUGAUUCCCCUUCAUCUCACUCUCACAAUACAGAGCAAGGCUCUUUGUAUUGGUUCUAUAACGACAGAAAAGCACAAAAGCUCUUUUGACUCACCAGCAAUAUGCUUCUGUGAUUUAGGGCCACUGAAGCCCGUCUACUUUGUAAAAUUAUUUUAGUAUUUGAUGCUUUAGAAUGUUUUGGAUCAAUUACUUAUAUCCUGUGCAUAUGUUUAAAAAAACAUGUUUGAUUUUAAAAGCCCUCUCAAUUGUAAAUUAACCACCACACAUGCAAACCAAUGAGACAUUUUACCCCCAGUCUUUGUUGCUUUAUGUGCAUUAACUUGGGAAUAAGUGUUUCCCAGUGUUUUUGUUUUUUGUUUUUGCUAAACCAAACCUGGAUUUUGUCCCCUGACAGCAAACACUUCCUGUUUCAGCCUGGUAACAGAGCUGCAUGGGUUAUGGCUGUGAUGAACUCAUGUGUGAGUUAGUCUGCGGUUGUGUGACUCAGACAUCUCAGAAGAAAGAGUAGAUCAAAAGAAAAUAAAUGCACAAGAUAUUCUUCAGGGAAAAUAUGCUUUAUUGGUACAACCCUUAAUAAAAAAGUGACUCCUUAAUCCAAUUA